AUGACCAAGAUCAUCUACAAAUAUCUUACGGCAACAAGUUCCUAUGUGGAAGUUAGCCAAUGUGCGGAAUGGAUCAUCUCUUUAUGCGAAAUCGAUGACUUCUCAAUGCAAGGCGGUUUGUUCUGCUUCUGUGCGGCCAUGGCAAGUAAUGUUUCUCUACUUGCCGGAAUGUACUACAAAAGGUGCACUUUCUUACUACCGUAUUUCUUCAUAGCGAUGUUAUUUAUUAUUUCGUUGGUUCUUCAUCUGUUUAUUAGUAUACUAAAUACAGCGAACACAAAAGAUACACUUCAGCCUGGAACCCUGCUUAAAAAUUUGACAGUGUUUGGAAUUCUCUGUUUCGAAGGCUAUACAAUAUUGAGUGUUUGGCGUGUUUUUGUCUACAUUUGUGAUGCGCGAAUGGAUCAUGAUGUGAAAAGCAUGUUUAGAGCAAAAAUUGCCGCAAAACGACUUCAGCGGCUUGGUCGACGAACAGAAGGUGAACUCAUAGCAGUUAUAAUUGGUGGAGACUCCGAAGGAUAA
Molecule: messenger RNA, 522 nt
Organism: Angiostrongylus costaricensis
Lineage: Eukaryota; Metazoa; Nematoda; Chromadorea; Rhabditida; Metastrongylidae
Source: the annotation of a GenBank genome assembly